AUGGCUACACCUAUACGCAUGCUUCUCGAGGCAAUCCCGCUUUUUAACAAAACCUGUAACGGCGGCGUAUUUAAUGCACACUUGGAGGUCUUUCCCAACGCAUCAGACCUCGUUUUCACCCAUCGCGAAGUGGCGCCGGGAACCGUUCGUGAUGGAUUCCGAACGGUCAUUAUCUCAGCCAAAAGCUCAACGGACGCUAUCCCGAGAGACGCGUUGUGUAUCAGCUGGAACCGCAAACUGGAACGGAAGACGACGCAGUUCUUCAUAAGCGGGAUUGCCGACCAAUCUAAGCCAGCUGAGAUCAUGCUGCAGAGCGCGUACCGACCUGACAUUGGGCAGCCGGUGCAUGGGUCCCCGUCAACAGUACCUUGCUCGCCAGAUUCAGUCGCUCUCAAGCGUGCCGACCUGAUAACAAUGCGUUAUGCAGGUUCCCGGGAGGGUGUCGCGAUGUUGUUCAGUGUAGACUUUAGCACUUAG
This is a messenger RNA of Peniophora sp. CBMAI 1063, 477 nucleotides long. The record is from the annotation of a GenBank genome assembly. NCBI's taxonomy places the organism in Eukaryota, Fungi, Basidiomycota, Agaricomycetes, Russulales, Peniophoraceae.